This is a messenger RNA of Phytophthora nicotianae INRA-310, 93 nucleotides long. RefSeq lists its product as hypothetical. The transcript has a single exon. The record is from RefSeq and is a predicted model, not a curated record. NCBI's taxonomy places the organism in Eukaryota, Oomycota, Peronosporomycetes, Peronosporales, Peronosporaceae. The annotation marks the transcript as partial.
GGCUCAGCUUUUCCUAAACCGGAUCUGCCUUGUGUAACUGGAAUGCCCGGUAUUACGGGUGCUGUACCUGAGCCAGGCACAGUGUAUGCAUAG